Messenger RNA from Haemorhous mexicanus (house finch), 2647 nucleotides. It is a transcript of the gene CAAP1, whose product is annotated as caspase activity and apoptosis inhibitor 1. Lineage: Eukaryota; Metazoa; Chordata; Aves; Passeriformes; Fringillidae. Bases 16 to 1077 code for a protein of 353 amino acids. The transcript has 6 exons. The record is from RefSeq and is a predicted model, not a curated record.
CGCUAUCCCCAAGCUAUGCCCCCGCACAGUCACAGCGCCUCCAUCUCGAGCCUCGGCCGCGGCCCCGCUGGAGGCCGCAGCGCGGGGCCGGCAGGGGGCGCUGCCCGCCAGUCCCGCCGGAAGCGGCGCUGCUGUGGCGGCGCGCGGUGUGUGCGCGGCGCGGCCAUGCCGGGCAGGAAGUCUUCCAAGGAGAAGAAGCGGCGCCGCUCGCGUUCCUGCUGCCCGGAGGGAGCCCCGGGGCCGGACGGCAGCGACAGGAAGCGGCGGAGCACCGAGUCCAGCCACGGCGCCCUGGAGGAAACAAAAUGCAAUGUACUCUCUGGAGAAAAAGUGGAAGAAGCUGAACAACCCAGUGAUAUAGAAGAAGGAGGAUUAGAUCUCACUGUGUCACUCAAACCUGUCAGUUUCUACAUUGGGGACAAAAAGGAAAUGCUUCAACAGUGUUUCUGUGUCAUAGGGGAGAAGAAACUACAGAAGAUGCUGCCUGAUACUUUAAAGAACUGUUCCAUGGAUGAAAUCAAAAGACUUUGCAUGGAGCAGUUGGAGCUGUUAUCUGAAAAAAAACUGUUGAAGAUACUUGAAGGCAAGAUUGGAGCUGAUUCUGAUACUGACGAGGAGGCAGAUGGAGGAGACAAGACUGGAGGUGAUUCAGUCAGUCAACAGGACAACAGUAUAGACUCAACUUCUUCUCUGAGAGAAGACAGCAAGCUGGAAGGUCAGGAAUCAAAGCAAGGCAAGGGAGAAGAUAGUGAUGUCCUCAGCAUAAACGCAGAUGCAUAUGAUAGUGACAUAGAAGGACCAUGCAAUGAAGAGGAUGGUCCAGAUGUGCAAGAGAGCACUGUCAGAAGUGGAGCUGGCCAGAUAGAUGACCUUCAGAAGGACAUUGAGAAGAGUGUGAAUGAGAUUCUGGGGUUGGCAGAGUCCAGCCCAAAGGAGCCCAAAGCAGCAACCUUAGCUGUUCCUCCAUCAGAAGAUGUUCAGCCAUCAGCACAACAGCUGGAGCUUCUGGAACUCGAGAUGAGGGCCAGAGCUAUUAAGGCUCUGAUGAAAGCUGGUGAUGUAAAGAAACAUCCCUGAGACUGUUCAGAUUUCAUUUUCACUGUUUGUUUCGAAGAAGGUCAUGUCUGUUCUCUUCGGUGCUACAGUAUGUUUGGGUUGGGUGUGACAUUCCUCAUUCAGACUGUAUCGUGUAUCCUGACCCGUGGUUCAGUGGUUUUGUUGCCUUUAGUGUGCUGCUUCCAUGACAUGCACAAACAGUGGUGGAUGCUUCCCUGAAAUGAGGUGUCCUUUGGCUGGGUCACCUCCUCAGGGAGUCACACCACAUACGGAGCUCUGCCAGGUAUCUGGUGCCUUCCAGAAAGGUUGUUGUAGAAAUGUAGAAUCAUUGAAUGGUUAGGGUAGGAAGAGAUUUGAGACUGCUUAAUUCUUCUUGGGGCCCAUCUCAUCAUAAUGUAGGUAUUCCAAUUAAAAUGUGACACUUUGUGUAAAAGCAUACUUAGUGUUUAAAAUUUGAAUUCCUAAAGGGAGGGAUUUUUACCUUUCAAGUAAACAGUUGAACAUGUUAUUUUCAGAGUUAUGAAAGUGCCUGAAAGAGACAGAGCAGAGUUUUUUACACUGCCAUAUAGUUCUGUCACUUUUCUCCACUCUUAUCUUUUGUAUUAUAACUGAAGAAAGCAGAGUUUCUUCCUAACUGGAAAGCUUUUCUUUUGAAUAUUUGGCAUAAUAUUUAGCAAAUCCAACAGUUCAGAAGACCUUGAGCUUUUGACAUUCAAUUGAUGUAGUCAUUUCAUGUCCCCUGAAAGUGGGAAAACCCACCUAAUUUCAGUAUGCUUUUUUAGAAAAGGCAUUUAAUUUAUUUAUGAGGGUUUAAAAAACAAAUUCUAUUUUUAUCCAUUUCAAGGUAUUUCUUUAUUAAUAAAUUGAAUUCCAGAAUGUAUUUUCAUGCUAUAAUUUCUUUCAACAAUUAAAAUUAUUUUAAUUUUUUUUGGACUAGUGCUGGUUUUAUGUCUUGCUGCUAAUCAGAGCAUAUUAAAAUAUUUGUGUGUUUGUUUACACAUGCAGACGUCAGUUUAUUUCUUUAAAGGUAUGAAGUUUACAAUUGUACUGUUUGUUAAGUAAAAUAAUGUAUUAUGGUUUUUUAUUCGCAAAUUUUCCUUGGUUGUUACUUAGAAAGCCAGUUUUACAUGCUUUGCAACAGUAGCAGACAUAAUUUCCCCUACUAUUGUGUAAUAUUAUUUCAAACCUUCGUCUAUUCAGAUAUUAUAUCUUGAAUCCUUUUAAGGUUUAUAAUUUUCUUUUUUUUCUUCCAUCUUAUCCCUUUUCUUCCUUGUCUUUAUUCCGUUUCUUUUUUACCAGUUUCCUUUUAAACCCUUUUCUAUAGCAAACUGCUUGGAUUUCUUAAGUAUGAUUGAUUUCCUCUACAACCAAAAUUAUUGUAAAAUGUUAGUGCAGUGUAAAUUUGAUAAUAAACUAAAACCUUCAUUAAAUACAGCUGAUAAAAUUAUAGUGUGCUUCUACUAAGUGAUGUCAGUGACCUGGGUAAAGUGCACCUGACUCCAGUCUUAUCCACAUCGUCAACAUUUUUUCUAUUAUUUUGUAGCAAAUGGAUGUUGUAAGUGAAAAUAUAUACACACAAUUCAAAAGGUAA